This is a messenger RNA of Clupea harengus (Atlantic herring), 1666 nucleotides long. It is a transcript of the gene lratd2b, whose product is annotated as LRAT domain containing 2b. The record is from RefSeq and is a predicted model, not a curated record. NCBI's taxonomy places the organism in Eukaryota, Metazoa, Chordata, Actinopteri, Clupeiformes, Clupeidae.
ACGUGUUGUGUAAUUAUUGCCGUAGAUACCAACAGCGCUUUGAGCGCUGUAGUUGCCAGAACUCCGAGAAUCGGGCUCGGCUACACUAGGCUACGAUAAGAGGGCAACAAAGACAUUUGAACAGACUGUUGGUGUUUGCGAUGAUUAUCAGGAAGAGAACAGGUGUAGCACACCUGCUUGGAUCGCCCUGUUGCAGUAUCAGCUUUUGAAACUUAAAGCUGUCGAAACCACACUACCAGCGGACUCCUCUCUCUGAAUAGACUCAGAUAUAUCGGCCAAGUCAUGCAAACGAGACACCCCAAUGGGAUUGAACCUUUGUGCACCUAGAAAUUAGACUUGUCCACGUCGGAUUACGUGCUGCGUUGUCAAAGUCCUUAAAGUCUGCCACCUGUGUACGCGGCUGUCGGACGCUGACAUGGGGAAUCAGGUGGAGAAAUUGACACAUCUAAGUUACGCAGAAGUUCCGACUGCAGAUCCAAACGGGUUUGACCCGGAGGAUGACUGUCCACGCAUUGGAGUGUCCUAUAUCUUCUCGAACGAUGACGACGACCAGGACGACAGCCUUGAACGGACCGACAGAGAGCCAAACGAGGAAGACAAUCAGUAUGACAAGGGGAACGAGUUGGAGUGUGCUGUUUACUACCGAGAGGAAUGUGUGUAUGAAAGGAGCCUUAAAUUGAUAGAAUUAGGAACGCACUCGCCUGAAAAUCUUCUGAACAAGUGCAAGCCCGGUGACUUGGUCGAAUUUGUGGCUAAUGGUCAAUAUCCACAGUGGGCAGUGUAUGUCGGAGACUUCCAGGUGGUUCAUUUAUACAGGGCAGAAGUUAUAACCAAUUUUUUGACGGACGCCUGUCAAGGCAAAAGAGGCAGAAUAGUAAACGACCUUUAUAAAUUCCGACCGUUAAACGCUGACGUGGUGGUGCAGAACGCAAUGGAGCAAGUCGGAGCUAAAGACCGAGAGCUGAAUUGGAGAAACUCCGAGUGCUUUGCAGCUUGGUGCAAAUUUGGCAAGCGCGAAUUCAAAAUUGGUGGGGAAAUACGAAUUGGAAAGCAGCCGUACAGGAUGAAAUUACAACUGUCUGAAAAGAAAAGUCACGUUUUGGAAUUUCAAAGUUUGGAGGACUUGGUUUUGGAGAAAAGGAGGAAUGACCAAAUUGGCAGGGCAGCUGUUGUACAGGAGCUAUCUAAUCAUCUCAAUUGCACGGAUGGCAUUAAGAAUGAACAGGAUUGCAAUUAAUGGAAUAAAAAACAUCGGUUUGUAAUUGAAGGGAUGGCUGGCGUUUCAAAGAUGACGUGCACUACAACUGUGGAUAGUGACUUGAUUAUUAGUAAUCACUUGCUAGGCAGUGCCAGCCAUUCUCUCCGAGAGUCUAACCCGUUGAUUGGUUGGAACAUAUCUCUCCAUUCCAGUAAAAGAGUUUUGUAAAUGUAUGCAUUUUUAGACCAAAACACUUUUUUACGCACCCGCUUCAAGUGAGCUGAACGCUCAAGUGACUAACUCAGGCGUUAAAAAAGACACCCUUUGGUAAAAGUCACGUAAAGUUGGUUCAGUCAAUACUGUGAUUUAAAGCUUUACUCAAUUUUAUUUUCAUGAUCUCUUUGACAAAUUCAUAGUCUAUAACUGAGUGUAUUUUAACUAAUAAAUAAAUUAAAUAUUUUUCAUAAA